AAGAGACGAGACGGCCGAGGCAGACGGAGCAGCAGCAGCAGCAGAAAAGAAGAAGAAGAAGAAGAAGAAGAAGGAAGCAUCAUGAACAGUCUGAUGAAGGGAUUCAGCGCUGCCAAGGGCGGAGUGGUCGCCGCCGCCGAGAAGACGAAGGCCGGGAUGGAGGAGGCCGCCGCCAAGACCAAGGAGGGGGUCAUGUAUGUCGGAAACAAGACGAUGGAGGGAAUGGUGACCGGCGUUAACACAGUGGCCCAGAAGUCCACCGAGCAGGCCAACGUCGUGGCCGACACCGCCGUCUCCGGGGCCAACGAGGUGGCCCAGGCCGCGGUGGACGGGGUGGAGAACGCGGCGGUGGCGAGCGGAUUCGUCAGCGCGGUGAGUGAUGUCACAUCACAUGACCUCAGACUGUUAGCUUUGUAA
Stegastes partitus (bicolor damselfish) is the source of this 417-nucleotide messenger RNA. RefSeq names its product synuclein-like. Bases 82 to 417 code for a protein of 111 amino acids. Gene Ontology annotation, molecular function: cuprous ion binding. The transcript has 3 exons. Gene Ontology annotation, biological process: chemical synaptic transmission; synapse organization; synaptic vesicle endocytosis. Lineage: Eukaryota; Metazoa; Chordata; Actinopteri; Pomacentridae. The record is from RefSeq and is a predicted model, not a curated record. Gene Ontology annotation, cellular component: neuronal cell body; cytoplasm; axon terminus.